AGUGUCAUGGAGCUAAAAAACAGGCGACUGCCAGAAAAAUCACUUCCUCAUGAACAACUGGUGGGAGAGCCAGGGCUGCUCAGGACCUACCCGAGCCCUGGUGCUUCCUUCCUCCCUCCCUUCAGCUUUUGCCAGCUAAAGUCUGAAAAGGCAGCAGGAUGCCAAGUUCAGCAACUCCUUUGCAGGGCUGCCUGCACACCAGGAGCAGCAAGGAAGGAGAAAUGCAGGAGCAAUCACCUUCCAGCAUCUCUCCGGCUCCUUUGGGGAGGAGGAGCAGGAUGGACGUUCUGCGGCCCACCCUGAUAAGGAUUGAGGGGCGGGUGUAUAGGAAGAAUGCCAUUCAAGAGCAGGCCUACCAGCAUGAAGAGGAGGAUGAUUUCUGUGCAGGCCCUGGUGACUGUGCAGAUGAGCCCUGUGAUGUCUUUGUGGUGGAAGAGACUGAGAAAGGCUUCCAGUGCAGACUGGAGGUUCCCAGCCUGUUAUACAAGUACAUCAUCGGGAAGAAAGGGGAAACCAAGAAAAGACUAGAAGCAGAGACUCGAACCUCCAUCAGCAUUCCCAAGCUUGGAGUGGAAGGAGAAAUUGUGAUUACUGGGCAGCAUCGCAGUGGUGUCAUCUCUGCCCGAACGCGGAUUGAUGUUCUCCUGGACAGCUUCCGUAAGAAGCAGCCCUUCACACACUUCCUGUCUUUGGCUCUCAACCAGCCCACCAUCCAGGAGAAGUUCCUGCAGUUCAAGGAAGAGGUGUUGGAGAAAUGCUCAAAGGAUCACGGGGUCAGCAGCAGCCUGUUCCAGAACCCUUCUAAGCUUCAUCUGACUCUUGGGACGCUGGUACUUCUGAAUGAACAAGAGAUCCAGAAAGCAUGUGACCUCCUACAGCAAUGCAAAGAGGACUUUGUGGACCAAAUUGCUGGAGGCAAGCCCUUGACUGUGGAAGUGGUAGGAGUGGAGUACAUGAACGAUGACCCUGCCAUGACAGACGUCCUUUAUGCCAAAGUCCACAUGAAGGAUGGCUCGGACAGAUUGCAGGUGAUUGCUGAUCAACUGGUGGAGCGGUUUGUGGCCUCCGGCUUGAUGCUUAAAGAGUGGGAUAGGGUGAAACUGCAUGCUACAGUCAUGAACACUCUCUUCAGGAAAGAUCCAAGUGCUGAAGAGCGAAACAAUACAAUGACUGGUAAAUCAUCUUUCAAGGAGCGAGAGUCAUUUAAUGGCCGAAAUAUCCUCAAGGUCUUGGUGAUUUGUGGCAAAGCUUGCAGAUAUAUAUGACUCCAGAAUUAGCAAGCUGAAUGCAAAUGAUAAAGGAGUUAGUGCUUUGCUAAUGAUAACAGAUCAGCUGCACUCCCAAAAGAUAGAUGGUUGGGACUUUUAUGACCAUAUUUUCUGCCUCCUGAAGUCUGCAUGUUUUAUUCAUCUUAAGGGUAAAAACCUUCUUCCUUCUUCCUGAGGUGAAAGGGCCUCUGCUGCCACCUUUUAAAACCUGCCAGAGGUUGGAAGAAAACAAGAGGGGAAGGGCUGUUGCUUGCGUUGUCUGGAUGGAAGGACUCGAUGCUGUACUGGUGAUGGAGACACUCCAGAGCCAGCUGAGCACUUGCAGAACAACACAAAUCUUUUACAUACACCCACCAAGCUUUGUGGCUUGAUGCCUGGAGGCCUUGGCACAGGCAGUGUGCCCGUGAUGACGGACCAGAUGACAACCACCUUCUCUCUGCCCUUCCUAGCCCUCUCUUCCACCCUUGCCCUGCCACUCUGCAUGACAUCUUAAUCCUGUAACGCCUAUGCACUAGUGGAAGGUGUUGGAUGCCCAUCCAGUGGUCCUUUAAAAAGCCAUGAAGAGGAAGCAGUUGCUUCUGGAGAGGGGGGGAACACUGGAAAGAGCCACCUUUCUGGAUGAGUGCCUGUCUGCCUGCUUUUCCUACACUUCUCAUGCAUUACAGCUGGCAAGCUUCCAAGCACAAUUAAACCUCUGACAGAUAAUCAUUGAUGGAGUGGUGUCCCUAGUGAAUAAUACAGGAAUCAGGUAUUUCUUUUUUGGCACCAAACUGCUUCAGAAAACAUAUUUUGGAAGUGGAAAAUAGAAGGGAAAAACCUAUUAAUUGAACAAACUUCUCAGAUCUUGACACACUGCCCAGUUGUGUCUCAUCUUCUGGGAGCCACCAGGGGAUUUGGUUUGGGGAUUUUCUGUCAUAGUUUGGGUGUGUUUAGAUAGUAAAUGGAAAAGGUUUUGGUGCAUUUCUCAGGAUGAGGAAGAAGGAGGUCUACUAGCAUAUACUGCAGCCUUGGAACUGGAACAGUUUCUGACGUUUCUUGCUAUGGAGAUAACAGAAUUCUCUAGACCACUGGGGUGGUCAACAGGGAGGUGUUGGGAGCGUAAAUCUAUAAAGCCAAAACGGGGCACAGGCAGGCUGGCCCUUGAGGUCCCUCUUGCCAACAG
This is a messenger RNA of Pezoporus flaviventris, 2430 nucleotides long. It is a transcript of the gene ASCC1, whose product is annotated as activating signal cointegrator 1 complex subunit 1. Lineage: Eukaryota; Metazoa; Chordata; Aves; Psittaciformes; Psittacidae. Gene Ontology annotation, biological process: regulation of DNA-templated transcription; DNA alkylation repair. Bases 159 to 1265 code for a protein of 368 amino acids. The transcript has 10 exons. Gene Ontology annotation, molecular function: RNA binding. Gene Ontology annotation, cellular component: nucleus. The record is from RefSeq and is a predicted model, not a curated record.